AUGGGUUUUUUAACACUUUUGAAAAAAAUGAAACAAAAGGAAAAGGAAAUGAGAAUUCUCAUGCUGGGAUUAGACAAUGCAGGAAAAACAACUAUAUUGAAGAGAUUUAAUGGUGAAGAUAUUAAUUUAAUUUCACCAACUCUUGGCUUUAAUAUCAAAACUCUUGAGCAUCGAGGUUUUAAAUUAAAUAUUUGGGAUGUAGGAGGACAGAAAUCAUUGCGUUCUUACUGGAGAAACUAUUUUGAAUGCACAGAUGGUUUAGUUUGGGUAAUUGAUAGUGCUGACAAGAGAAGAUUAGAAGACUGUAAAUCUGAAUUACAUCAUCUAUUAAAUGAAGAAAGGUUGGCUGGUGCUACAUUAUUAAUAUUCUGCAAUAAACAAGAUCUGCCUGGUGCUUUAUCAAGUGAAAAAAUAAAAAACAUAUUAGAAUUAAAUGAAAUUAAAACACAUCAUUGGCAAAUUUUACAUUGUAGUGCCGUCACAGGUGUUAAUUUAUUGAAAGGAAUGGAUUGGCUUAUCGAUGAUAUUUUUGCUAGAAUCUUUACUCUUGAUUAA
Messenger RNA from Pediculus humanus corporis (human body louse), 555 nucleotides. RefSeq lists its product as uncharacterized. Gene Ontology annotation, molecular function: GTPase activity; GTP binding. Lineage: Eukaryota; Metazoa; Arthropoda; Insecta; Psocodea; Pediculidae. The coding region runs from base 1 to 555 and encodes 184 amino acids. Gene Ontology annotation, biological process: protein folding. The record is from RefSeq and is a predicted model, not a curated record. The transcript is spliced from 3 exons. Gene Ontology annotation, cellular component: cytoplasm; microtubule cytoskeleton.